Peromyscus eremicus (cactus mouse) is the source of this 2168-nucleotide messenger RNA. It is a transcript of the gene Fip1l1, whose product is annotated as factor interacting with PAPOLA and CPSF1. Gene Ontology annotation, molecular function: RNA binding. Gene Ontology annotation, cellular component: mRNA cleavage and polyadenylation specificity factor complex. Bases 189 to 2003 code for a protein of 604 amino acids. The record is from RefSeq and is a predicted model, not a curated record. Lineage: Eukaryota; Metazoa; Chordata; Mammalia; Rodentia; Cricetidae. The transcript is spliced from 19 exons.
CGGGCGUGUAGCUGACUCUUCAUGGUCGCUCCCUCCGCCGCGGUCGGCCUUGGAUUUGAGUCUCGCGCUCUCUCCGUUCGCUUACCGGCGGGUUCGCUCCCCUUCUCGCGACCCGGGACGGCGAAGCUGGGGAAAGGGUUGAAAAGGGGCUGUUGAUCGCCUCCUUUAACUUGUGCGUGGGGGCGGCCAUGUCGGCCGGCGAGGUCGAGCGCCUGGUGGAGCUGAGCAGCGGGACCGGCGGGGAUGAGGAGGAAGAGUGGCUGUAUGGCGGCCCAUGGGACGUGCAUGUGCACAGUGAUUUGGCAAAGGAUCUAGAUGAGAAUGAAGUUGAAAGGCCAGAAGAAGAAAAUGCCAGUGCUAAUCCUCCAGCUGGAAUGGAAGAGGAAACCGCUGAAAAUGGCGUGUCAAAACCGAAAGUGACUGAGACUGAAGAUGACAGUGACAGUGACAGUGACGAUGAUGAGGAUGAUGUUCAUGUCACUAUAGGAGACAUUAAAACUGGAGCACCGCAGUAUGGGAGUUAUGGAACAGCACCAGUAAAUCUUAAUAUCAAGGCAGGGGGAAGAGUGUAUGGAAAUACAGGAACCAAAGUCAAAGGGGUAGACCUUGAUGCCCCUGGCAGCAUUAAUGGAGUGCCACUCUUGGAAGUGGAUUUGGAUUCUUUUGAAGAUAAACCAUGGCGGAAACCUGGUGCUGAUCUUUCUGAUUAUUUUAAUUAUGGCUUUAAUGAAGACACUUGGAAAGCUUACUGUGAAAAACAAAAGAGGAUACGAAUGGGACUUGAAGUUAUACCGGUUACUUCAACAACAAAUAAAAUUACGGCCGAAGACUGUACUAUGGAAGUUACACCAGGUGCAGAGAUCCAAGAUGGCAGAUACAAUCUUUUUAAGGUACAGCAAGGGAGAACUGGAAAUUCAGAGAAAGAAGCAGCGCUUCCAUCUACAAAAGCAGAGUUUACUUCUCCGCCCUCGUUGUUCAAGACUGGCCUGCCACCAAGCAGAAACAGCACCUCUUCUCAGUCUCAGACAAGUACUGCCUCCAGAAAAGCCAGUUCAAGCGUUGGGAAGUGGCAGGAUCGAUAUGGGAGGGCCGAGUCACCUGACCUAAGGAGAUUACCUGGUGCAAUUGAUGUCAUUGGUCAGACAAUAACCAUCAGCCGAGUAGAAGGAAGACGCCGGGCCAACGAGAACAGCAAUAUACAGGUCCUUUCUGACAGAUCUGCUACUGAAGUAGACAACAAUUUCAGCAAACCACCUCCAUUUUUCCCGCCAGGGGCUCCUCCUACUCACCUUCCACCUCCUCCAUUUCUUCCACCUCCUCCCACUGUCAGCACUGCCCCACCUCUGAUCCCACCUCCAGGUAUUCCAAUAACUGUACCACCUCCAGGUUUCCCCCCUCCCCCAGGCGCUCCACCUCCAUCUCUCAUACCAACAAUCGAAAGUGGCCAUUCCUCUGGUUACGACAGCCGUUCUGCACGAGCUUUUCCAUAUGGCAAUGUGGCCUUCCCCCAUCUCACCAGCUCCGCUCCCUCGUGGCCUAGCCUCGUGGACACCACCAAGCAGUGGGACUAUUAUGCACGGAGAGAGAAAGACCGAGACCGAGACCGAGAAAGAGACCGAGACCGAGAGAGAGACAGAGACCGGGACAGAGAGAGAGAGCGCACCCGAGAGAGGGAGAGGGAGCGGGAUCACAGCCCCACCCCCAGCGUUUUCAACAGUGACGAGGAGCGUUACAGAUACCGGGAGUAUGCAGAGAGAGGCUAUGAGCGCCACAGAGCUAGUCGGGAGAAAGAAGAACGACACAGAGAACGACGUCACAGAGAGAAAGAGGAGACCAGACACAAGUCCUCCCGCAGUAACAGUAGACGUCGUCAUGAAAGUGAAGAAGGGGACAGUCACAGGAGACACAAGCACAAAAAGUCUAAAAGAAGCAAAGAAGGAAAAGAGGCUGGCAGUGAACCCGUCCCCGAACAGGAGAGCGCCGAAGCUGCCCCUGCCGAGUAGACGCCACCUUUUCUCUAUGUCAGUCCCAGAAAUAGAUGCUGUAAAUCUCCUUAUUUUUCUGGAUAAUGUUUAAGAAAUAUACCUUUAAUCUUGUUCUGUUAGAAUGAAACGUUAACUUCUUUUCCAAAAUAAAAAUGUGCAUUUUUUUUUGUGUUAAGUUAAAAA